AUGACUAAAUUGGAUCGACUAUUAAAACGACCUUAUUUUGAUCGUCUAGAAGAACGAGAAUUACCUGGUGAUUUUCGAUCUCAAGAUCAUCCAUUCGGUUAUGCAUGGAUGUUGUUUCCAUCACCAGAAAGUUUGAUGAUACCGGAUAUUACUUUUUACGAAGGACAAAAGUGGUCCGUUAAAAUGAUUGGUGGUCUCUUUGAAAUUCAUUAUGAACUAACCAACAUCGACUACAAACAACACACAGUGCAUAUCGAUGGUCGAAAUGGUAUCUGUUUGAAUAGAGCAGCCGGAAAUAAAAAAUGGAAUGCUUCUUGGAUAGUCGAUAGUCGUUCGGGAAUAAUUAAACAAAUGCAACUCGAACUUGAUCAUGAAUACGAAUCACCUAAAAGAACUACACACAAAACAAUCAACAAAGUACUCACAAGAGAAGUUGAUGAACAGACGAUUUUUGAUUAUGAAAUUGACGAUAAUGAUCACGAAGAUCUAUAG
Molecule: messenger RNA, 492 nt
Organism: Rotaria sordida
Lineage: Eukaryota; Metazoa; Rotifera; Eurotatoria; Philodinida; Philodinidae
Source: the annotation of a GenBank genome assembly